AUGGCAGAAGCCAGGAAAAGAUAUUAUAUUCUUCUUCAAGAUCGUGUGGGCAAAAUGCAAGAGAGAAGCGUGUUGGCUUUUGGUGGAAUGAAGUCAACACCUACACAGGUAUUAAAAGGAGAGUUAUUGGAGGCUCUUCCAGAAACAGAGCAACCUAACGACUCAACAAGAAUAGCUCUUGCUGGAAUUGAUCGGAAAAGUUUACGUCUUGAAUGUCGUACAGAAGACAUAACGCGACUUACGAUGGAAGAUGCUAACCUACUCUUGGCUAUUUCUUCAGUAGGUUUGAGAUAUCAGUCUUUUAUUGAUAGGAAACGUUUAGAUUUCGGGAGACAUCUCUCACCCGGAAGUCAGGUGUUCGUGGACGUGAAAGGAAUUUCCAAGAAAUUACAUGGAACUGUGUGGUACGUUGGUGAAUUGAUUCCCCUUCAUGGGACCAUGUUUGGCGUAGAGUUGAUUGUAAGUAACCUCGAUAUAUUGUGCUAAGGGACUGGCAAAAUACGAUCGCCAUGUCAAGGUUUUUUUUGAGCUUAUUUAUAUCGAAUUUGUUUUCUACACAUUUCACCGUAAAUGGGGCAAAAACACAUUCAUUAUUCUAGGACUUUGUUAUAUGGAGAAUUAAAGGGUUGUUAUAGUGAGGUUGUAAUGUAUGUUCUCUUUGUAAACUGAACUCAGGCCCUAGUUGUGGUUGUUUCAUCCGAAAGUCAGUUCACCCGAAGUUGUUUCAUCAGAACGUAAGUUAAUUCACCCGAUGACAAACAACACUCUACAACAUGGUUUAUCAGUGAUGCUUUUUAGUUAAGCUGGGAAUCUUUUCCUGCAAUUGUUAAAAAAGACCCAGCAAUGUGAACAGUCUUAGCACAUUCAAGAUACAGAAAGACUGUACAUAGGCUGCCGUGCACAUAAAAACUGAAGUCUACAUGUGCCUCAUUGAUUGCCGUCAUUGCUAUCUCGAUCUUUGAUGUAUUUUGAGUGAAGUUUUCACUGAAAAAAGUUGUUGAUGCACAUGUGCCGUCACCGUCUUUUUCUCAGGCUUAAGGAAUGAUAAAUAAACAUUGGGUGAAUCAUCUUAUGUCCGGCGCAAGACAACUUCAGGCAACUCGUCUUUGGGGCGAAACAACCUGUUACCCAAAGGGUGGAUAAGGCUAUCAACUGGCUAAAUUUCUAUCCAGCAGAUAACGUAUUUGUUUCCCUUAAUGUUAUCUUCUUGAUAGUGAUUUAUCUGCUGGAUAGCAUUGUCCAACGUUUGAACCAGGGGGACUAGAUGUUGGGUUCAGCUUUAUUGAUUACUUUUUGAAAACCAAGCACGUCCCUCUGUGCAACUUACUAUGCACAAAGGUACUGCCAAAUGGCUGAGAUUCUCUUGUGCAAACAGUUUCAAAAGUUAAUUGCAAUAAACCUAGCAUUGACUGGUACAUGUAGCCCUGGCGUAGUUGGUCAAAUGUCUGGCAAUCAAAUUCUAUCAAACGUAAUUGAACGCAAUCCAUGGUUGAGUUUUACCUGGUUUAGUUAAUAAAUCAAAAUCACACAAACUUUUAAUCGAACAAAACUCAUAGAUUGACUUCUUCUAUGUACGGCAAUGAAGUGUAAUUAAACUCAGUAAUAAAUGGCUCAAUUGAACACAAUCAAAAUUAUUUCCAAACUUGAGACAAAUAUGAUCAGACAACACAAUAGCCAAUUAGUACCAGAGCAACCAGUGUCCUCUAAUAAUGUCGACAAUGGUUUGGAUUGAAACCCACCAUUGACCAACCAUGACUGAGAUUUAUGAUACACCAAUCUGUAGCAACAAUGGUGGUACUUAAAAAAUUAAUACAUUGUAGUCCUCAGGGCUUGAAAAAAAGCCCCGUUCAAUAGUCUAGGUCAGUAGAUUUUCUUGCUGGGAUAGUACCUUUUAAAGCUCACUUGCCCAUUGUGCAAGGGUCAUGAUCUAAGACUAGAAAUACAUGUACAUAAAUUACAGAACCUCGCUCAGCACUUGGGGCAAACUGCAAGUUAAGAAGUACAUGUAAGAAGGAGCUGAUAAUUUAAAAAUGUAGAUUACAAUAAAGAAACAAAACAGCAACAGUAAGAACAACAGCAACAACAAAGCGAAUAGAGAAAGAAAAGAAAAUAAGAGUGAAAUGAAAUAGAAAAAAAAGUAUCAAACCUAUAGCAUUAUACAAUUUUUUUGUAUUCAGUGGACCACUUUAUGACCACUAUGCCAUGUGAGGAUAAACAACAGUAAUGUUAAUAUCAUUUUAUUAAGCUUUCUGUUAAACUUAAUUGUGCCUUUUAGAUUUAUCACUAAAAACAUUUCUUGACUUCUAAAACAGGCUGGCCAGGUUUUGUAGUGGUUUGUUUACUCACUGCCUUGUUGCUAGGCAACUGCAGAUACCAUUGAUAGAAGUAUUAUAACCUAGACAAAAGAUUACACUUUGCUCAGCAAUAAUCCUUGUGGAAAUCAUGCACGAUCCGAAUUCAACAAAAUUAUAAACUUGCUUUGCAAGGAACAAGCAAGCGUCCUUGAGAGCUGCUUGCCUACACGUACAUGUAAAGGAUGGCUGGAAUUCAAGUGUUUGUCUUGCCCUCAUGCCACUGAUUCAGUAAAUAGACACCAUCACCCCCAGGGGGGGUACUCGGGAUUUCAAGUGAUGGGGAUGAUCGAAUGGAGCCAAAAGUCAAGACCCAAAAAAAUCCCUAGGGCUUCCAGCAAAACCCAAAAAAUUCCCUGGACCAAAAAUUAACCCCCAAAAAAUCCCAUGCUGAUUUCUGCAGACUAUUGUAUAACACGCGCGAUGUAAAGCGACACCAUAGUUAACUAUUAAACAACAGCAAAACACGUUUGUUUGUACUUUAUUCGCAGAACUUCGCAGCCAGGGCACUACCAAUUCUUUUUAAUACCCCCAAAAAUUCCCUACUCAAAUCAAGCUAGCUAAGCCAAAUUUUCGAACCCAAAAAAGUCCCGGAAUCGAAAAUUUCAAAUCCCAAAAAAUCCUUCCAUCAUCCCCGUCACUUGAAAUCCCGAGUACCCCCUGUGGGCCAUCACCUGAUGAAGACCUGCAGUAUGAUCGAGGUUGAAAUGUUGAGAUUACUAACUUAGUGUCUGCUGCUUGUGAGACAAAAGAUAGCACUGUGUAGAACAGUAAAUGCUAUUUAUUUUCUGUGACAAUAGGUCAACAGCUAUUUUUGUUGGUUUAAUAGUUCUCCAUAGGUGAAUGUACUUAGUAAUUUAUUGAACUGUUUUGAAAUCUACGGUUUGUUGUAGAAAAACCCUGGCCAAGGAACAUCAGAUGGUACGUUCAGGAACAAGACAUAUUUCAAAUGUCCUCCAGACUCAGGAGUUUUCGUUUCUCUUGAUAAACUUACACCUAUUGAGGAUUCAGACUCAAAACCACCUAAAUCUCCGAAGAGAGAUGAAAGUAGUCCAAGUAGUUUUGCUUCAAGAAUGAUUCCUUCUUUAUUUAAAGGAAAAAAUGAUCAUGAGCAGAAAGUACAUGUACCUCGGAAAGGUGCUGAUUAUAAAGUUCAAAUUGAUGAACGAGUUGUAACAUUUGCUGGUGAUGCUCCUGUCAGAGGAACUGUUCGUUAUAUUGGUGAGGACAAAGGCUCACAUGGACAAGUUCACACCUUUGUAGGGUUAGAGCUGGUAAGUUUAACAGUUACGUAGUUGUGACAAUGUACAUGUAUGUGUGCAAUAGACUCUUAAUGCCAAUUAUACUUGCCCCUCAAAGUAAAAGAAGAAGUGACACAUAUAUACUGGGUAACCUAAUGGCAAAAUAAUGAUUUAUUUUUUCAUGUCCAUACUUUUUUAUCUGAAUUGUUGAGAUUUUAUAAAAGUACCUAAAUAUGUAUUUUCCACCUGCUAGCAUUCCUUUAAUAUAAUAAUUAUUAUCCUCUUUGUUUUGUUGCUGCUUUGACUAAUAACAUUUAAUGUUAUUUUUUAUUUAAUGUUAUUUUGAAGUGAGCCCUGUUGAUGAGUUCUUUUACUCGUAGGGCAAACUUUGUCAAUAAAAUAUGUUUAAGUAAAAAAUAGAAAUAAACAAAUAAAAUCCUCUGAGAAAAUUGUAGUUCGGAUGGUCAGUUGCUUGUUGAAGCAUUUAACAAGAAAAAUAAUUUAUUAACCUUAAGAACGUCAUUUGGCAUUUCAAUCUUUCAAACGUCAUUAUUAAGAGUGAGAAAUGUCGUUUCACACUAAGCUUUUUUCUUAAUAAUCAUCAUACUUGUAAUAAUGAAACAUGCACAAAUCAAUCUAAUUUAUUUAAACUUCAACGCUUUAAUAUAACAACUUUGAGACUUAAAAUUUCUCACUCUUGAUAAUGUUGUUCAAAAAAACAAAACAUUAUAAACAAAUUAUGGCAUUCUUAAGGUUAAUUCUUCUCAUUAAAAUUGUAGUUGUAAUUGGCCACUUGCACUAAGAGGUCACAUGACGAAUGCUUCCUUUAAACAAUGAGUUUGAAUCUUGCUGAUGCCUAAAAUUGAUGGAGGGCAUAAAAAUUUUCUUACAUGCAAAAAUUGAGAGGAAACGCAUUUAAGGGAUAUAUUUUAUUGCACUUUGAUUUUUCAGCAAAGUAGUAUGAUUUGUAUCGGCCGCCAUGUUGGAGGGCAUACCUCUUGCCCUCCAAAAUGGCGGCCAAAACUACUUUUUGCUUGUAUCUUGUUAAACGUUUGAUAGUUACGCUCGGAUGUGCUGAAAACGUUACCACAUCAUCUUGUCAACAAUUUCCUUGAAGUUUAAGUGCAAAAUCUUUGUUCAGAAAGAGGUAAUUCAUAGUUUUAAAAAUCACGUUUUGGUCAUGGGACCAGCUACGAACUGACUCAUUUUAAGAAAAUGGUGCGGGUUUGAAAAACUAAAUCACUGUUAUUUUGUUUAAGAUACAGCUGUAUGACCCACUAAUGGUUUUUUGAAGGCAAAAUCAUAUAACCUUCAUUUUCAUAAAAAUGAUGUCACAUGACGUCUUAGUGCAAAUGGCGUAUUACAUGUAUUUUUAUGCUCUGAUUCCAUUAGGAUGCUAGGUGUGGAAAUGGAACUGGCAAAUUGAAAGGAAAGCAACUCUUUGUAUGUAAGAGAGAUUAUGCAAUAUUUGUUGAUAUUGAAACUGUUAUACCAGAAAAAGACUUUGAUCAAGAUCCUGCGAAGGAUGUAACAUCACCAGAUAGAGGUGAAAUGAUGUCGAAGUCAGUGGGUUAUGAUCCAAGUAGAUAUUCAGGUAGGAUUUGUUAUACGCAUGUCUCAAUUAAAACAAAUGAUUCAUUUGCUCCUCUUUCUCCUGGAGAUUUUUUUGUUUAGGACCCCGCAUUCCUCUGGAAAUUCCAGUCUAGGUAAAAACUUUCCUUUCAAGAUUUUGGCCUUCAAGAGGCUCUUACCCUUCUUAGCUCUCCUCUCCUUGUUGUGGACCACCAGUGCCAUGUCUAACGGUAUUUGGAUUGAAAGUACAUUUUGAGCUUUUUGCUACUACUGCUUUUGUUCUUCUUUUGGAAUUUAUCAUUAUGAUAUGAUGAUAUUUAUAGUUUUAAAACAAAUUACAUAAUUUUGUAAUGGAAAUAAAGUGAAUCAUGGUCAUGAAAUAAGGUAUAUUGUCUUAAACAGGGAAGGGAAAUGAGGGGUCAAGAUUUGAAGGCCUCAGUGGCACCUCUACCUUUACUGCCCCCCUCCUGUCAGAGCACUCAGUUUAAAGUUUGAAAAGGGUUGGAGAAAGCCUGCUUUCUGGUUAUAGAUUGAACUUGAAAUUCAGUGAAGCACUCACAUAUGUCUCUGACCCUUAAAUAUUUAGCAAUUAUUGAAUGAGGCUGAGUAUCAUCUGAAGAAUUAUGGAGAUCGAGAUAACACCCUGCGAGAUCUCCAUAAUUCUUCCUAUAAUACGACAGCCGAAUUCAAUAAUUGUUUUAUCAUUCAUUUACAACAAUUCCUAGUUAAAAAAAGCUAAACAAUGCUUACCUUUGUCGAUGUUAAGUUCAUCUCGAUAGUGCAUGUUAAUCGGCAACUUUAGGAGAUUAUGGGUUGUUCAGCUGCGAAAAUAUUCUCCAAGUAGCAGAUGUCAUCCUUCAAGUUAUCUUCUUGCUGUUCUUGCUAUGUUUUUAGCCAAUAGUUUGCCUAUUCUUCCUGGUGGCACAAGUGGAAAAAAACAAUAUAGCUGCUUAUGGUGACUUAUGUGUGGGAUUUUAGCCAGUCAGAAACGCAGGCAUAUUUUGAAUGAAUACAUUGAUAUUAUUUGAUGUUAUCAGUAUUAAAUUUGUUAUCCCUGGAAUGUUUUGAAAGAUAACCUUACAGUUUCUUCAGACAAGGUUCCUUUAAUCUAUAACUGUAUGCGUCAUGUCCUUCUUGCAUACUUCGUAGGUCACGAAUCUGUGAAAAAAGUGAAAAGAACAACUUCAUUUGACUCAGCUGAUCACAAUCUUAUUGUGGCCGCUGGUGAAAGUAGCCAGACUGAUUGUGCAGCAUUCAUAGAGCAACAAAAACACUUGCUACAUGAAUACAAGAGUACAAACGUUUCUCUGCCUACAAAGAGGGAUGUUAGGAUGAGCAAUGAUGAAAGGACCGACAGUGCUGGUAACAUGAACUUCAGUGAGGAUCACUUCAAAAACACACCUCCAAACAGUGAUCUUAAAACCCCUCCACCAAUCACUAAGCAACCUGGUUUAAGUGUAUCUAAUGUUCGUGGAAGAUCAUAUCAUGGGUUUGUUAACAUAGAGAAGGAAGACUAUGAGGAACUGAUGCAGCCUCAUGAAAAAGGUAGGUUUGAUACAUUUUCGAGGUUUGAUUCAUUCCAAUCAGGAUUUUUUUGGUUGGAAAAUUUGGCAGAGAUUUUGAGGGGAAUUCAAAACAAUCUGAAGAAAACCAAACAGAAAUGAGAAAAAAGGAGAAGAAUAGAUACUGCAGUACAGGCCAUAGGAAUUGCAGCAUUUACACGCCUGUAAAAUGCAUGCAAUAUGGUGGACUUACACAAAAUACACGCAAAAAACACGCAUAUAAAAUUUUACACAAACAAUUAUAUGCAGCUUAAAUCAGACUCAAGAUGCAUGUACAGUCAAAUCUCACCUUGUGGACACCCCAUUAUAACGGACACCCCAAUUAUAAGGGCAGCAGCUAAAUCCCACGUGAAAAUAUAUUAUUUUUUUGAGUGGAAUAAACUCCCGCAAUUUCGGACUCUCUCUAAUGAGGACACUAACUCAAGGUCCCUAUAGUGUUCUUUAUAAAGGGAGUUGACUGAAUUUAUCGCGUGGAAAUUCCCUCUCUUAAUUUUACAGGCAAUCCAGUCUAUUCUUUUAACGGCAGAUCUAAAAGAAAUGGUAAGAUGCUGAUUGAUCACAGUCUCUUCACGUUUGAAUUUCGGUUAAAACUAACAUGUCUCGAUUUAAAACGGAAAUUGUUUUGAGUCAUGUUUUUCACAUUCAAAACGGCUUUAUAGAUCCUUGAAAGAAUCUUUCUGCAACUUAGAUCUGAAAAGUUGCAGUCUACUUCAUACUCCGUAGUCAGCAGUGUACUGUGUGUUUACUGUCUGUCACGCUGUCCAGUGCUGUACAAUUUUCCAUUAGAGCAUACCUGUAGCAAGAAUAUUAAUUGCCUAAUCAAAUAAAAUAGCUCAAGCGUACAUCAUAUCCCCAUUGAGCAUGCUGAUAAUACCAACAGACCUCUUUGUGCUCUCCAAACUUCCCGCAUGCUUCUUAUCUGCGACAUACACAUGCUGACUCAUGAACCAGUUAACAGUACUUUAAUGACUAGCCAUCCUGCCCUUAUUUCAAGCCCUUUAAAAGAAAGGUUAUUAGGUAGAUCAUGUUUUCCGCAUUUUGUAGAUGGCAAGCGGUAGGGGUGCUCAUACAAUAUAAUGUACCUCAAAGGGUAAUAAUUUAAAAAUUCUUUCUCAUGUUUUUUGUAAAUGUGAAAGCACUCAGGGACCUUUCUGUACUUAGCAGGCAGCAACAAACAACAGGCUAAAUGAACUGUAGGGAAAAAUAAUAGUCACAUUGUCAUCACUGCCAUUGGCCUUGCUUGUCAUGACUUUUAAACCCUCUCUCUGAUAUUACAGCGGGAGGAGGCGGGUUCAAAUUUAAAAAAAAUUGUCAAUUGUUUGUUUACCCACGAAGCACAUACAAUGUAGGAGUUCAUAUGAACUCGUUUAAACGUGUCCUUGCGUUCCAGAGUGAAUUGGAAUUUGGAAGUGUUGGUUUUUGAGGAGAGGGGAAAACCGGAGUACCCGGAGAAAAACCUCUCGUAGCAAAGGAGAAAACCAACGGCAAACUCAGCCCACAUAAUUAUGGCGUCGAUGCCGGACCCGGCCCACGUUGGCAGAAGCGCUCUCACCACUGCUCCCCCCAAAAACUGGGCUGGACCACCAACCAGGGUCUUUGAAAAACUUGUAAAAUCAUUGUGGUUGUGAUUUAAGAUCUUGUGUCAGUUAAGAUGAUCGUGUCAUUGGGUGCAUGCGUGGUGACAUUAAGCCAUUGGCUUUGUCUCGUUAUCCUUCUAUCAUUGGUCAAGUCGAAGGGGAAGUAGAAAAGAACUCAAAGACUAGGGGAAAUUUUCCUGAUGCUGUGAUCUACAUGUACCUCAUUGCACACAUCAUUCAUAUCAUGGGCUCAUGGGUUAAAGUAAUCCAUGGUUCGUACAAUCUUUAAAAGGUCUUGCGUUUUACUAGUCGUCUUCAAAAGUCCAUGAAUUCGGUUUAGGUCCUUGAAAAGUACUUGAUUUCUUUAUUUGGUGUUGAAAAGUCUUUGAAAUUCACAACCUUGUCUAUGUCAGACACCUUUUUCUGUAAAGUUAGAUUCUUUUGCUGGGGAAAAUUUGGUUCGUCCUUGGUAUGAGAACCUGUAAAACUCAUGGGCAACAUAAAAACAUUUUAAAUUGUGCGUGAACAAUAUUAUUUUAACUUCCAUUUCUUUAUUUCAAAUGCUAUUUCUCUUCCUAAGAUGCAAUUGCAAGUCAUACUCAGUCAUUUUGCAAUUUCUUGUUGCGGAAAUAAUGUGAUCAAUGAUGGCCAAAGAAGUAAAAAUCGUAAAUGACCCCACGUCAUGUUUUAGCCAAUAGGGUGAUCAAAGGAGGUUGAUGAAUGCCAGUUUAUUGAAUAAAUCUUAGUCCUUGAAAACCUGUAAUUUGUCCUUGAAAUUCCUUGAAAUUUGUAUGUCUGAAGCUGCACAAACCAUGGUAAGCUCAUCAAUGGACUGAUAGCGACUGCCAGUGGUACCCUUGUUUGACAAUAUCUGAGGUUGCUUCUAAUUUGUAAAGAAGACACGUAUGUUGUUUUCUGAUCUCAUCCAUGUCAUUCCAUUCAUUCAUUCAUUAGACCAGUCUUCAAGAAGGUUUUGAUUGACCGUCAGUAGUUAUGAUGGCAGCAUCGUUCAGAUAAACUGAGAGCUUAAGUCAAUGUUUGCAUGUGUGUCAGUGAUCGUCUUCAUGACAACAAGCACAUUAUUUUCAUUCUUAUGUUAAAGCCUAACCUAUAUUUGUAAUUUUUUUUGUAUCAAGACCCAGUGUCACCAAUGGCAAGUGAUCAUGAGGUUGUGUCAGAUAAUUACAGCCCCGUAGAAACUAACAAUAUGGAAAACAGUGCUGUAUCAAAAGAACCUGCUGAGGCUCAAACUUCUGUUGUGCAUGUAGAUGAACAGGCUUCAGAUAAAAUGACAGGUAACUUAAUUAUAUUUCUCGGUACUUAUGCUCCAGUAAUCUAUUUUAAUUAAUGUGAAAUUUCUAUCAAUAACAUGGCUGUGGGUUUUUUUGCAAGAAUGACCUUGUCUGGCUAGGAAGGGGUCAGCAAGAUACAUGUAUUUUGAGAGUAAGAUGAGGGAGUAAAGAAGAAAUGGAGAAAAAAAGUGAUGAUCAGAAAUCGUUGAAGAAUGAAAAUGAGUAAUUUGCUUCUCCAGAAAAUCUUCAUGCACAGUCAUGUACAUCUAUACCACCCCCAUGGAGGGUUUUGGGUUCCCCCCCUUCUGGAAAUUCUGGUUUAGGUUCAUGCUUUUCUUAAAGAAAUGAUUGCCAUUUAGACCCUCCUUCCCCUCAGAUUUCCUUUAACAUUCCAUUAUUAUUAUUAUACAGUCAAUUCCCUUUCAGACAGACACCAUUUGGACCAUUAGUGUUUGUCAAAGAAAGAUGUCCAUCUGAAACAUUCAUUUAGUGUCUACUCUAGCUGUCCGUUUUACCAACUUGUCCACCCUAUAGAUGUGUCUGUGAAGAGAGUGUCAACUGUCGACAUUUUCUGGGAGCACACAAUGUUGUGUAUUUUUCAAGUAGUGAACUUUUUAAUUUGUCAGAUCUUGAGGCACAAGCGAUAGCUGAAAUUCCUCAUGGCUUUGAAGUUGGCUCGAUGGUUGAGGUACCUAUGGCUCAAGGACUUCCACGAUAUGGCGUGAUUAAAUGGAUUGGAACUCUUCCAACACUGAAGGAUAAACUAGUCGCUGGACUGGAGUUGGUAAAAGAUACGAUUUUAUGUUUAGUCCUCUAAACACGGCGGAUCUAAUCCGCAGGUCACAGGUCACUUGACGAAAACUGCUCUAAACCAUGUUAUUUUUCACUCAAAAUAUUAUUUUGCAUUUCUGAAUGGUCUAAAUCGCUUGGCUACAUGUGGUAUAAAAUUAUUAGAAAUAUAGUGUGUAAACACAGACUGACGUAAAAUAUGGAAGACUUGCAUCGGCUAAUAAUAGAACAUAGACACGUUUAACGUGCAUAAGCUAUUUUGAACGCUUCAGUGUAACCAAACCUUUAGUGUGACCGUACCAAGAAUUUUAACCUUUCACCCUUAAUUUAGACUGUGUUUUUUUGUGUGUGCGGUAUUGCUACACAUGGAUAUGAUGAAGGGAAUAAAAUAGCGGGUGAAAACGCUUCACAUUGUACACAGCUGAGUUGAUGGUUAUGUUAUACAUUCACUUUUCUUUGUGUUUCCUUAAUUUCAUCUGGUGCAAAUUAAAAAAAAUUGUCAAAGUAAGAGGGAUGUCAACUCCCCAAAUGUUGCUUCGAAGGAAGACAUGAAAGUUUCUUCGGAAUUUCCCAAGAUACUGUGGUUCAUUGAAUAGUGAAUAGUCAAGAAAUAUCGCUGUCAUAGUGGUAAAUGAUUGCAUCAUCAUAAUUCACGAGGGUUUUCGCAUGCCAUCUAUUCUCCUUAGUGCAACAGACUUUUAAAUUCUUAAGACUUGAUUGUUCAAGUUUUAGAAUCAGUAUUUAAUAUCAAUUAUUAUCAUUUUGAUGUGUAAACCUUCGUAAUACAUUGUAUACAUGUAUAUGAUUUUUUAUACUCCACUUUCAUCCAGGUGAAACAUUGUGUCGUAAACUCCAUAAAAUGUCUUGGAGGAGCACUUGUCUUAAAAUAUAAACCUAAACAGCUGGAUCACUGUACUCAGUGUUUGAAUCAAAAAGAUAAUUAAAUGUUAUUCUUCUAAACACCUUAGGCCAUAAUAAACAACGAAAAAAUUGUGAAGAAUCAAGGUGGCACUUUCAAAGUGGCCUUGUUUGACGUUUAGUGAUGUCAUGUUUAUAUGCCAAAAUCUCAUGGGUUCCUAGUAUAAACUCAUAGUAUCUCCAACCUUCUUGGUCCAUCACCCUGCAACACACAUACAAACAGACAAAGGAUAAGUGAUACAAACAUAGAAACAUACAUGCGCUCGGACCCCCGACAUAUGAGCUACCGUAAAAUUCCGAAAAUAAGCCCCGGGGCUUGUAUUUUUCAAAGGCCCUUUUUGAAGCGCUUAUAUUCGGAGGGGCUUAUGUACGGAGGGAAAAUUUGCGUUAAAAAGUCCAUUAUGUUAGCUUAUAGUUGGAAGGAAAUUUAUCAUUUUUUCUCUCUUUUACUUUGUAUUUGAGGGCACUGUUUUCAGGUACAAGCCCCUGGGGGGCUUGUAUUCGGAGAGGCCAUUUAACGGAGGGUUUUUUGCAUUACCGGUUUGGGGAGCUUAUGUUUGGAGGGGCUUAUUUUCGGGAUUUUACAGUAUUUUUUCAAAAUAGCUCAAGAAGUAUUCAAGUGAGUAGACUGCAAUAUCCAAUUUGUAUAAAUUGUUGUUCUGAGUUUUGGAAUUUGUUUGCUAAAUAGAAAAUAAAUCGGUGAAUGUUAUAGGUGGCAUCACAUGCAGACAGUGGUGCAGUUUCUGAGUUGUUGUGGCAGUGCAGAGCUUUAGAAGAUGGCAGAAGAUUUCAAAUGCUUGGCAGAUAAUAGUGAACAUACGCAACAGGACAAGAGGGCAAAUAAGACGGCAAACCUUGUGUGACAAACGUGACAAUAGUUUUCUUUGAAAUUAACUUUACGCCAAACUUCCCUUUCCUUUAAACAGAUGUUUUUGCAAGACCAGAAAACAUUAUGGGGAUCGUGACGUAAGAGCAAGUAAUAGCCCUGUCACGUUUGUCACACACAAGUGUUUUGCCAUCCUCUUCUUUCUGCCGUUAUGUUGCGUAAACUCACUAAUAAUAAGCCAAUGACUUACUCAAAGAGAUAGCAGGAAUGCACUAAUACAUGUACACACACACAAACUAAAAUAAAACAAACCAAACAAGAGAAAAACACUUAAUGACUGUUGACAGUCAACACUGUCAUAAGCAACACCCUUUGGUACACGUUGCUUGCCUGGUUGAUUGGCUGUGUACGGAAACAAUUAGCAAAAUAAGCUCAAUUAAUAAAGGUAAUAGGACUGAGUGGAGUCCAAUUCGGUCUGUAAUGAUACGAGUGAUUAACAAAAUAUAGCGUAGCGGGAGUCUGAUUUAUGUAAUCAUGAGUAUGAUUACAGACCGAAUUAGAUGGCACAAAUUUCUGUUACCAUAACAAACUUUGUGAUAUUUAAGCUUUUGUAAAUUUAAACCACAUGAUAUAAAAGUAGAAAUAAAAUAAAGUAUGACAAGCCUUUUCUCAUCUUUUCCCAAAAAUGUAGUUAUGAUACACCGCAUCCAGAUGUCAGUCAUCUUCCACGUAAAUCAUCAAAACUUGGACCGUACUCAUUGACCUAUCAAGGUCCAAAAAUAUGAACAGUAUAGAUAAUAAAACACGUAAAAUUAAAUAUUUACAUUUAUUUAAGUAAUGUAUAAUAAGAAAUAUAAUUUUUUAAAAAAAAAGUAGCAGAUCGUCCCUCUAAUUAAAAUACUGUUCAAUUUUAUUGCUGCGUUCAUUAUUUUCAUGAUAAUUAGAAUAGUAAUUACAGUAGAUGAGAAACUAUAAAAUUGUGAUUAAUUCUAUUUCUAAUCAUUAAGUUUGUUAUAAUGAUGAUAAUCUAGCUAAGUUGUAGUUGACGUCAGGUUUAAAGGGAUCUAUAAUUUCAAGCACUAUUCUGCUUUUCUAUAGACUCCUUCGUCACAAUUAACGUAAUCAACAUAUCAGUGGUGGAAGCAAUUAAAUGAAAAAUGAAAACCCAUUCAAGUGUACCAGCGAUAGUGCGUUAUGUCUAAUUACUUAAGCAUGACGCAUACUGUUUCAAUCAGACAGUUGAUAGCCAAUCAGAGUUGAGAAUUUUGUUUUAGCUGUGAGUAACAUAAAAGGGUAAUUAAAGAUUAUUACCGUACAGGCCAACAAAUGGCAAAUAAACAUGUGGCAUAUUUCACAUCUUAUAGCACUUGGAAAAUCUUAUCAUAUACUACAGUCUGUAUGUAACGGCAUCCCUUGCACUUAUUUUGGGGUAAUUGUCUCCAGUCUGUGUAAUGAAAUCAUUAAUUUUACUUACAUGCUGUGAAACUUUGCGCAUAGCAUUUUGUAUCAGACUGCUGUAACAAUUCGCUUUUUACCUCCUGUCGAUCUUAUUACAUUCAUCAUUUUUGUAAGUCAACUGUUGUUACCUGUCAGCCUGCUGUGUUGAACUAUUGUGACAUGUACAAUAAGGUAUAAGAUAAUUGUGAUGAAUACAAUAGGAGCAGCUAUUGAUCUCAGGCGGUCAAAAUUACAAGACCCUUUCCCAGAUACUUGUUUUGAACAUAGCAAUGUUUUAUUCCAGCUGUUCACAUUUGUUACUGAGAUGCAGUUGGAGAAGCUAGUUUAACUACUAAGUUUUCUUGUAAGUUAUGUGACCUUAACCCUAUUAAAGGAGUGUUUUAAAAUAAUGUUGUUGUUAUUAAACCAUGGAAUAUAGUUACUUGUUAAUGUUAUGUUACUUGUGUUACAGGAGGAUGAACAAUCUGCAUGUUCAGAUGGAACGUUUGGUGGAGAAAGAUACUUUUCAUGUCCUUCAGGACGAGGUUUCUUUACCCUACUGGCCCACUGUAGACAAGACUCACGCUUCACUCCUAAUUCGCCAAUCAGUGACCCUGAUUACCAGUCCAGCAAAGGUACAUCCAGUGUGUCUAAAACUGUAUCAAUGUAAUAGAAAACUUUCGACAUAUUAAAAUUCAGCAUGACAACGAGUCUUAGAGGACACAAACAAAGAAAAUGAAUAAACCAUGAUUAUUCAUGUCUAUUCAUUUUCUUUGUUUGUGUCCUCUAAGACUCGCUAUCAUGCUGAAUUUUAAUAUAUCGAAAGUAGCUUAUUAAACUUCAAGUCUUUUUGUCUUUUGGGGACUAUGUUACAGUACGUACAGUGCAAUCUUUGGUACAAAGUGUUAGUUAGCCUUGUGCUAAUAUCUCAUCUUUAUUGAAUUAUUUAAAGGUAUUAAACUUAAGAGAUAACAAAAAGCCCAAUUUUUAGAGGAACCUACACCGACACCCAACGUAAGGAUGCCACACUUGGAUGUAGCAUAAAGUGUCCUCCUGCAUAUUUGUACCUUUAACUGCAUCUCUUCCUCAUUUCAUGUUUGUAAACGACAGUUAAAUUUUCUGCAAUAGUCUUCCAUUACCCUAGGCUUUGCCCUGAGAAAAACUGUGGGGAGCCCUGUUCUCUGAACCUGUGAAGUCCAGGGUGCACAGUAUGUAGUUUCUUUGCAAAAACUGAGUUUUUCUAGUUGCCCAGGGACAAACGUUAGUUGCUAUGGGCUACUGGGCCGUGCUAGGGCACAGCCUUUAUUGCAACAGAAAGACCAAAUACUGAGAACCCAAACUUGACUGCUGCAAAAGUACUUGAGACACUGUACGUGGUAUUUUGGUGUAAAUGGCCUGUCCAUGAUCUUGUGCUCGUGAUCUCCCCUCCACCCCUUAUCAAAGUUGCUAGCAAUACAAGACCAUACUUAAAACGUGGAGGAACAUCUUUGAGUGGAAAGCAGGAAGGAGGUCAGUAUUAUAUCUUACAGACCUGUGUCUAGCAGCGAUUUGAAGCAAGAAAGGUCGUUUUUUCGUCGGAGUGUCUGAACAUUAAUUUUUUUUUGCAACUGGUUGUAGCUUUCUGUCCCAAAACCUAGAAGUAUUAGAAGUAAAGUUAUAAAACAAACCAGAUCUUAUUGAAGACUACCCUGUACUGUAUUAUGCACUGUUAAAAUAGUGUUGAUGUUACGUUUUUCAUGUGAUUUCAGCCUUUGGAAGUUUGCCUUCGCCAGAGGUCAAGGGGGUUACCAUUCCGGAAUCGUCACUAUUGGACGAUCACUGUGGCAGUAUGAAAGGUCUUCAGGGUCACCAUAACUCAUGUUAUCUUGAUGCCACACUCUAUGCCAUGUUCGCCUUUUCCAUGGUGUUUGAUACUUUGCUACACAAAGAAAAAAAACAGGAUGAUCUGCCAGAAUAUGAAGAUGUUCAGCAUGUUUUGAGAGAAGCCAUUGUCAAUCCUUUGAGAACGUAAGUAGAUAAAAAUAGUAAAGCACUUGUAGUUUUAACUACUCUCAGCCCCUCUACUUUCUCAAUGCCAAGCAUAAGGGAUGCAACACACAAAACAGAGGGUAAAAUAGGAGGGUGAUGGUAGAGGUGGUCACCCCUCUCCCGAUCUCAGUUGUGACUAGCUUGUGCUUUCAUUUGGUGGGUGGGUGGGGGGGGGUAGUGUGCGGCUAGUCUUUUGCUAUUCCUAAGUAUAAUGCAAUUUUUGCAUUCGUUGUAUUCUCUUUUAUGUUAUCUUUAAUAUGUUUUGAUCGCAGUCAAGUUCAUGCAGUAGUUUUUAAUUCACAAGGUUAAGGAAAUUAAUUAUAAUAAUUUCCAUUACAACAUGCACUUUUUGUACACGUAUCUCUAAUUGAGAGAAUCAAGCGUAGAUUGACAAGGCCAUGUUAAGCUGGUAUGCAUCUCAAGAAUUGUCACAUAUCUCUUGGCAAUUCUUGAAAAAUAAUACCGUAAACUGCUGCUUAUGAGCCCCUGGUUUUUAAAUCUUCGUAAGAGGUUUUAGCACGGCUUAUAAACGGAGGGGAUUAUGACCGGAAUAGAAACAGCGCUUGGAAAACAAGCUAUAGCAGUGCUAUAGUUCCUAGUUAUAUACGUUCCUAGUUGCUUUUACUGGAUUUUAAUUAAGUGUCAAAGCAUCAUAAUAGAUCGAAUUCUUCUCAAUGCAUUUAGAGGGGGGCUUAUAUCCGAGUGGGCUUAUAAUUGGUUGUCUUUUUUGUCUACAGAUAGCGGCGGUUAACGUUACUUACGUGGAUGUGAUGGUCCUGUUAUAAAUCUAAUUAGUCUUUGCUCGUAUUUAUCUAUAAUUAUCUGUAACUGGUCCUGAAAUCAGUUUGUUGAUUUCCUUUUCUUUUAGUUUCGGCUUUGUUAGGGCAGAUCGCAUUCUCAAGUUAAGAGAGUUAUUAGAUAAACUCAGUUCAACAGCAGGACUCGUCAAUGAAGAGAAAGGUAAUGGCUAAUGUUAGUAAAAUAAUGUAUGAAACUUGAUGGGAUCCACGGUUGGUAGGUUCCUUGUAGGCGGCAAGAGGCAAGAUAUCCACUUUGUAACCCCGUUUUGUUCAAAAGAAGUACGUUAUUUUGGAAAAAUAAGCCCUUGUUGAAUGUGAAUCAGGAUGACAUUAGAGAGAUUGAGUCACGUUUACGACAAACGGCAAACGUGAAUUUGUAUCACGUGACCAAGUUUUCCCUAAACUUGUGCUUUAUUGUUUAUUGCUUUUAUCCCAAAAUUAGUAGUAGCCUCAGGUUAGUCUUGUCUUUAACAGUUGUUUUGGACUGUUUUUAGCAGCACGUUUUCUAUUUUGAGAAAUUCUCAACUUGAAUCUGACGUUUACCGUGAACGUCACUCUAAAUCUCUCUAAUUAUAGCUUUUCAAUAGGCCUUUUUGCAAUAGUUGGUCACGAGAUCAACUUUUUGUAAACACGAAAAUAGUUUGCUUUUAGAAAAUUUUGUUAGCAGGAACUGAAAGAGCAUAUUAAAAUUAGGUAAUCUGUAAAUGUUGAGUCGUAUAUCUGAAAAGAAGCGAUUGCAACGGCUGCCGAAAAUUAGCAGGAUUUGUAAGAAAAAUAACUCUUGCCACCCAGUCACGCUUGAGUGGUUUUUCAUACAAAUCCGUGUAAUUUUGGAAAUUUUUCAACCUUUCCCUGACGCAUGUACGGGCUCAAAUUGCCUGUCAUGAAUAAAAAGGAGAUUUGAGCCAAGUAACGAUUAAGGAAAUAGUUCACGACAGUUUAAAAAUUCGAAAUUUACAAGGAUUUGUUUGGAAAACCAUUCGAGCGUGACUAGGCGGCAAAAGUUGUUUUUUCUCAUACAAAUCCUUCUAAUUUUCGGCAGCUGUUGCAAUCGUUACUUUUGGGGUAUAAGGCUGAAAAUUUACAGGUUGCUAACAAAAUUUUCAAACGCGAACUGUUUUCGUGUUUACAGAAAGUUGAUCAUGUGAUCAACUGAUGCAGAAGGCCUAUUUUCGCUCUAAACUUUAUAUAGAGCUCUUACGUGUAGAUGUCAUGCAUAUCGCCGUAAUUUAUUCCUAUGUGGUAGAAAGUUUGGACAAAUAAGUUAAGUACCUAGGAAGCUUUAGAAUGAACGGUGCUCACACAUACAACACUCUACCGGCAGACAUCACUGAGACAGAUAGAGACGCUCAGUGAAUUUAAGAUUAAGCUCAAAUGCCAUCUUAGACAAUAAUGCCUACACCUGAUAACUUAAUUGUCUAGUCUCUUUACGUUUUUAAUGUCUUUGUUUUUGUUUUUGUCAGGGCUCCAUGUAAACUAGCAUUGCUAAACUGGAUGCUUAAAACAAAAAAUUAGCUUUUUAACUUUAUAACACAACAAAAGUAAGCCGUGUGUUGUGAUUGGUUAAUUACGCAUUUGUUUUUUUACCCAUGGGUGAAUUCUCACGAAAGCUAACGCCCUCUCAAAGCUGUACGUCUCAAUUUCUACGCGAUUGUGUUUUCUUUUUACCUCAAAGCUUUGGGAGCUAGUAUACGUAGAACAGCUAAUCAUUGUUGAUGAUUGUUAGCAAAUUAUCCAUUCAUGUAAUGUAAUUGUAUUAUAUUGAUAGUAAUAAUGAAUUUUUUGUAACGUUUCAUCGUUAUUUUUGUAUUGCUAGAUCCUGAGGAGUUCUUGAAUUCUCUUCUCAAGCAAGUCUUGAAAGCAGAUCCAUUCUUGCACUUGAAGUAAGUGUUUCUGGCGUUUGCUAUUCUUUAUUUGAACUUCCUUUUCAGCUUAUUCAUCGACAGCUGUAUACUAUCGCGUUCUCUUGUAAUAACGUUCAGAUCAUAAAAGGUCUGAAUUGCUUUAGGCGAUAUUUACACUAUGCCGGAUAGCACAACACGAAAGCCGUACCUUAUAGUGCUACUGUUCACAAAUAUAAAAAUUGUGAUUUCGGCGCAGUGUUUGUAACGGAGUGACGCUGCGCCGUGCCGAUCUUGAAAUUGGAUUCACAUAUAUUGCGUAAGUAAAUAAGUUGAAAAGAUGACUGGGACCCACUGAGAGGGAAGUAAAUGCUGAUUCAGAAGUAAAGAAUGAGAAUUAGUACCAAAUCCUGUCGGCCAACCGCUCCGUUCCAAUCUUUGAUGUGUAUGAGUGCCUUGUUCCAGUUAUGUGCCUUUUCCUCUCAUAAACUUAAUGUGGGCUCGAACAUCUAUCCGGUAUAGUGAGUGUAGACGUGAUAGAAUUGGCCUCUUCCUCUUCAGUAUAGAGCAACAACCAGCAGUUGUCCUCCUUAUUCUGACCAGGUUACUAAGCCAUUUGACCAGCAUAAUUAUACUCUAGCCUGCGAAUACAGCCGUCCCUCCUCGCCUCUGGGGAUGUUUCGCUGGAAAGAGAAACGGCCCUAGAGUUGAUGAGCGAGCGAGCAUAGUCAUGCAUGAAGACCAUUGAUUUCGCAGUAGUUAUGGUGUUACCUCGUCUUAGGCUCAGAAAUGAUUAUUAAUCUGAUGUGGGACUUUUUCUCGAAGAUCCAGAGAUGAACGUAAAAAAGAUAGCGAAGGAGCGUUCUUCUACCAGAUUAUAACAGAAAAGAAUGAAGCGGUAAAAAUACCCAUGGUUCAAGAACUGUUGGAGCAGUCCUUUCUUUCAGCUGAUAUCAUCCUCUCUGAAGUAAGUAGUGUACAAUUGUAGCAUAGAAACUCGAAAAUUAAUCAUAUUUUUGUAAAAUGUUAAAAGCAAUAGUCCACGUUCGAUAUACAUUUUUUGUAGUAGAGGGCUUCGAAUGUGAGGACGAGAACGAGAUUUAACUUAAAUUUUUUGCUCGUGUUUUCACAAAAAAAAAAGACAUCUAGGAAAGCUUCAUUUUAUCUUUUUUCACCAAACAAGUUAGUGCGGUUAUUUAUACUGAAGGAUGUUAAGCCCUCUCCCGAUAGCAAAAUGAUAAAACUUCUUGCAUUCUGAGCAGUGCUCAGAAUUGAGAAAAUCUCGUACUCGUAGUCUUCCUCGUCUCAGAAUCUAAAGCUCUCUAUUAAAAUUCUAACAUGACUCCGAGGCUUCAGGGUCAAAAUUGCAAAUUUUUCAAGACUUCAUUGUCUCGCAAUUCCCAAGAGACUUAAGCACAAAGAAAACCAAGCCAAAUAUAGAAAAAUGACCAGAAAGCCUCGGAGUCAUGCUAGAAUUGUAAAAUUUUAAUAUCUCGAACGUUUUCUAUUUGUGCGCCUUUAGUGGCCAGAGUAAUAUAAUUCCAUCAGGAACGCACACUGACGUUGUCUUUACACUAUACUGCAUAGCUUUUGCGCUGGCACGAAAACUAUACCGGAUUUGGCUUCUGUUCGCACGUAAAAACGGUGAUUUCGGUGCGAUUUCUGUAACGUAACGAAGCUGUGGCGCACUUAUUUCGAAAGUGGAGAGUCACAUAUUGGAUAGGUGUUCAUCCUAAUACCAGAUGGCUUUUCGUGUCGGCACGAAAAGCGAAAAGCCAUCUGGUAAGUCACGCGCGUACAUUUUCGGCACAGGACAACCAGUGUCUUGGAGAGUGCGUUCAUGUAAGUCACCAAGAAUGUUACAAAAGACGUGAAGAUUGUACUCAAAACUCUCGUCGUGCACGUAGCGCUUCUUUAGCACUAAGCUGUUGUUUCUGAAUCCGUGUUCUGUUUUCUGUGGGGGUUGUUCGUUUGUGUUCAUUUUCCUUUCUGAGUCGUUUUUUCAUGUGUUUAGUAGCCUGUGUCGCAGGCAUCAACGGGGGUGGAGGAUUAAGGAGAAAAGGGACCUUGUUUUGCGCCUACCCAAAUGGGAAACAUUACCCUGUUUUAAAAUACUUCUGCCUUUUCCUUUUUAAACACUUUCAAGGUAGUUUUUGAAACCAUUAUUUCCGAUGGUAAAUAAGUCUUGCACUGAAGUGAUCGCAAAACCUUGUAGAUAUUUACUCAGCUGCAAUGUUUCCUUCUAGCUUACGUAGCUACCACGAUUGGCGGACGAGUGCUGGCAUUGUUUUAGUGGCGGAGUCGCGAGCCGCUCUCACCCCGGCUCGCCGGCUUGAAAGGCAUUACAGGAGAGACUUUAACGGCUAGUUCCAAUUUAACUGACUGAAGUUCUUUGUUUGCACAGGUUCCUUCGUGUUUAAUUCUUCAGAUGCCACGAUUCGGAAGCAAAUAUAAGAUGUAUGACAUGAUCCUACCAGACUUAGAACUGGAUGUCACUCACAUUGUGGAAAACGGUAAAUAUUUUUCAAAAUUGGCGUUACUAUUGGUACUCUCGUCCUUUUUAACUCGUGGGUACGCGCGAGCGUACCACGAGUUAUUGCAGCGACUGAGAUAUGCAAAUAAGUCACUCACUCACUCGUAGUAGACGCACUUCGUAAUUAAUUGGGUCCGAACUCGAGAGCGCGAAGAUCUAUCGUUUCCAAAGAAGCACGCGCUCGCCGAAGUUUGGUAGCAUCAAAUUCCUCGCUGCGAGCGUGUAUAGUGCCCUACAGCACGGCUAGGAUAGAGGUCAUACCAAAUUUAAGACAGGCAGGAAUCUUUCAAAUUAGUACGAUUCAAAAGCCUUUGACCCGUCCAGGCGUUAAACUUGACAAGAAGAUGAGCAUUUGCUCUUUGACUCCUUCAACUUCGACGCUGGCUUGAUCUCCUACCUUGUAGUACUGUAGUAGGUUAUGUGUAUGAAUGAAUUUAUGGCAGCCAGUAUAAAACACGGACUGCGGACUGCGGACUGGGUAUAAAGUACGGACUAUAAAAUACGGACUGGUGAAAUGUAUGGUAAAUAAAGGCACUUCUUCUUCUUCUUCUUAAGGACUCCCCAAGAUCACGGGGGGAAAUGGAUAUGAGUUUGAGCAUUACCUUUUUAAAAUAACAGCGGAAAUCGAGAUAAGAAAACAUAAGCUAAUUUAUUUUGCGUCCUACUUCGCGGAGAAGUUGUGUCGGCUUUGUAUCGCAUAUGUUCUUUCAUUGCCAUGAAAUGCGUUUACAUUGUUUUUUACUGUCAGUAGCUUGGUUUCAAUUAGCCUUAAUUUCAUCCCAUCGCUUCGAGUCGUUUUUAUGGCUCGAUCGUUUGCCCCGGUCGUUUGCCGGCGGAAGUUCCAUGGAAAAGGCAUUAAAUUUGAGACUUUUCGCCAAAUCAUGUGAUCAUCCUCAAUGGCGCAGUGGCUAUGUGGGGUCAGGUCAAACGAAAGUACGGGGUUGAACUCCUGCUGGAGACCUUCUUUUUCCCUUCUUCCUUUUUUUUUUCUUUUUUGUUUUGUCUUGUUUGCUUAUUUGUUUUGCUGUUUAUUUUUUGUUUUGUUUUUAAAUACAUACUUGAAUAACUGUUACUAAAGUGCAAUAAACAGCAAGAAAAGUAUUGUGUUUCCAGAACAAGGAUAGUAUAUUUAUAAUAUGAAUUUCUAUCAUUUCCUAAAAUUCACUGUGGGAAAACCAGGGGUGAUAACUAAUUGAUUAUUUUCUAAACAACGUACCCACGAGUUGACGAUAGUCUUUCUUUGAUUGUCGUUUUUCCAUUCAUUCUCUAGUCUGCUACACAGCCGUUUUUAGUGUCGUCAAGCAAUGCUCCUCCACAUUAGUGGGGAGGAGCGUUGCGUGACGACACUAAAAACGGCUGUGUAGCAGACUAUUCAUUCUCGGGAUCCCUCUUCUCUCAAAUUCCGUGACCCUCACGGUCACUCAACGCCACGCUCUUGGGAGUAUUAAAAGCCAUUCGUUUCUUUUCUAAGAAGGGGAGCGAAAGAGGUGGGGGGAAAGGAAAAUACCAUAAUAUCUUUUCAUUAGCUUUACUGCUUCAAAUCGCACCAGUUGAGCUACGUUGUCUGUUUUCAUCGUUUUUUUAUGCAUGUGCAUAUUAGUGUCCCUGAAUUAUCUCUCAGCGAGAGGGUCAGUAACUAAACUGCUCCCUUUCUCCCCUCCCCUCCCCUCUGGUACCUCUUUCCCCAACAACUUUAUCGAUGUUUCGUUGUAGUUGCACGUGAGUGUACCGUCUGUGGAAGUGAACCAGCACAGUUUGAGUGCAAAAUGUGUUAUCAAAAGGGCGUGGUAGCUGACAGGGCCGGGAUGCCCAGUUACUGUGGAGGCUGUAACGGCAAGAUACAUGGACACAGAGAUAGACAACAUCAUAAGACAAGGCCUGUAAUACUACCACGACAGUUCAAAAAUGAGAGAUGGAUGCUUGAUAAGCAGAAGAUGGAACUGUUCGCUGUCGUUUGUAUAGAAACAAGUCAUUAUGUUGCCUUUGUCAAGUGCGGAGAUGGUGUCGAUAAAUCUUGGUGCUUCUUUGACAGCAUGGCGGACAGGAAAGGUAACGUUUUUAGGUCGGUAAUGUAAUGGUCGAUUUGAUGGUCGGAUGCGGCUGAUGCAUUACCCAUCUGGCGUCGGUUGUUUAAACCUACAAAUCACUAUCCAGAGUAUAAGUAUUACGAAAAACAAUGGCGCUGUCUAGUGGAUAGCGUUGUCCACCUUUUGAACAACUGGUUGAUGUUGAUUGAAUCUUUUAAGUAUUAUUUUUCAUAUAUCACCUGUUUAUUUGAAAUUCAUGUUGUGUAUUCAGGCCUACACUUGAAUAACAAAGUAUCCCGCUCUCAAAUGCUUUUGACGAUUCACCUGAAAGAUCUAAGAACUCCACAAUUUUUGUUUUGUCGUGUUACUUUAGCGUCACUACUUGCACAGCCUCUCUUUAACGAGUCUAGCGAUACCUAAAUUAUGCGUUAUAUUGACCAAGCGUGAAUUCUAGAUUGCUGGAUAAUAACCUACUUUUUUGCGUUUUUAUUGACCAAGACGAAGUCGAUUGUAUUCAGUAAUAGAAAACGAGGGCAACAAACAGCCAUCUUGACAAAACAAGCUUGGUCAAUAAAGGAUUUAUUAUACUCUGGCCAAAACGGGAAAUUCUGAAUGUGAAAGAUCGGCUCACCUUUCUUGCUCGAGUAGCCAAUCAGAACGCAGGAUUUGCUUCAUCUUUCCAGCUCGCAGUUUCAGCCAUUAACCAUUUUCACCGUGACCAUAAUGCACCUUAUUUACCCCCUUCCCCCAAAAAACUUUUGCAUACCCAUUUUCUUUGAUUUCUCUUGGGACGACUAUAAUACCCAGGAGAAAUUAGAGGCAAUGGUUUUGCAAGAUUUGAGGGAAAAACAAGGUGCAUUAUAUAGUCUCGAUGAAAAUGGUGAAGAUAAAAAUCAUUUUAUUCUAGGUGUUAGCUUGCAAGGGGUUCGACUGCAUUAAGUCGAUUAUCUUUCAGUAACAAUGACAAUUUCGCCUUGAGUUUAAUUGUGAUCUAAAUAUUUCACGUAUUCUAUUGGCUUAGGAGAAAGGAAUGGCUAUAAUAUUCCGGCUGUGACUCGCUGCCCUGAAGCAUUAGAGUGGCUCUCUAAGGAUCCCAAGGAAAUUAUUGCGGCAAAAGAGCGAGGAGAAAUCCCUGAAAAGGUGCGACGUCUCCUUGGAGAUGCAUAUCUGUGCAUGUACCAGAACCUUGAGAUGACAAUGUAUAAAUAG
This is a messenger RNA of Porites lobata, 24003 nucleotides long. Lineage: Eukaryota; Metazoa; Cnidaria; Anthozoa; Scleractinia; Poritidae. The record is from the annotation of a GenBank genome assembly.